Molecule: messenger RNA, 1520 nt
Organism: Linepithema humile (Argentine ant)
Lineage: Eukaryota; Metazoa; Arthropoda; Insecta; Hymenoptera; Formicidae
Product: leucine-rich repeat transmembrane neuronal protein 4-like
Molecular function (GO): protein binding
Source: RefSeq, a predicted model, not a curated record
UUCAGUUAAUUAAACGAUUUCCUCGCGAACAGAUUUGACGACGAUGAAGCGCUUGCUAUUAAUUUGUUUCUUUUAUCCGUUUUUUGAAGCUGCUUUGUCGGCGACGACCGUCGGACAAGCGUCGAAAGCAUCAUGCGUGAGAAUUACGUACAAACGAACGAACGGUGUCGGCUUUCGAUGCACCGAGAUAACAACGCUACAGGAUAAUUUGAAUCGAGCGAGGACCAACACGACGAUCAUCACGAUCUUCGAUUCUAAUAUACCCAAUGUGCCCGGGCACAGCUUCGCGAGAUUCGGGGCGACCCUCGUGACUUUAGACCUGCACGAAUCCGGAAUACAGACGUGCGACUCUCAGGCCUUCAUAGGCCUCACGAAGUUGGAAAAACUGAUGCUCUGGGGCAAUAAACUGACGUUCGUGCCGGGAGAUUGGUUCGUGAACAUGUACUCGCUGAAGACCCUGGAUUUGUCAUUCAACUUUAUCCAGGGAAUCAACUCCACGGUCUUCCAAAUGCUGCCUAAUUUGGAGAACUUUUACUUUGACUACAAUCAACUGUACUUCAUCAACUACGACAUGUUCGCCUACUUGGGUAAACUGAAGAGAGUGAAAUUCAGCAAGAAUCCGUGGAGCUGGUCAUAUCGCGCUCGCUUGACGUGGCAGCUGGAGAAUCAGAAGGUCGAGGCGUCAGACGUGUGGGAGGAUUGGAAUUGGAUGAAUGUCGCGAUCAAGGAUUGCAUCGAGAGCGGCCGGGGUGAGUUGCCGAGCGACAAGGUACUCGACUGCGCUGUGGAGAAGCUGCUGACGUUCACGUACGAAACGUUCAGCGCGCAGGAGAGGAAUAGCGCAACCGGAUGCAACGAGCAAGCCGGGAGGCUAAUACGUUGCAUGAGACCGACCAAUGUCACCGGUGAUACUGAUUAUGAAACAGUACGGAGGAUCCUCGAGGAUUACUCCACGAUAUUGCCGUUCAUGCAAAGGGCGCUGAGCCCCUUCCCGUUGAAACGGUAAACGUGCUUUGUCUCCAUUUUCUCUGAAGAUCCUUUAAGGAUAAAGCUUAAAGGUAAAGUCUUGGAACAUCUUUACAUCAAUUUAUUACCGUUUUAUUAUUGCGGGUGCUUUUUUUAAUUGAUAUACUUCUGAAUUUACAGCUCGUAUAUAAGCUUAAAAUAUAUAAAUAAAUAAAAGGAAUGACUAUAUAUACAUUUUGUAAUAUGUAUAGUAUUAGAUGCUUAAAAUUAUUAGAAAUUAAUAAAAUUAUUAGAAUUAUCAGAUGCUUGUAUAAAACCUGAGCAACUAUUCGGGCUCGUUUUUCAAGUGUUUUCUAAAUUUGAGUGAAAUUUUAAUGAGAAACUUGAAAGAGAAAGGGAUUUACAAAUUUUUGCAAAAAUAUCUUUAUUAUAUUAACUUCUUAUACAAUGUGAAAUAUACACGAAGGUAUUGCAAAAUGAACAAUAAUGUGAUCUAUAUUGAUAGCACAUGAUGUAUGUGCUCUGAUUAUUAAAAACAGUUUGUUCAUUUAAAA